AUGUCUGCAGCAGGCUCCUCGAGGAUUCAAAUCGGCAAUAACCCCACAAUUCACCACACGACAAACAACUACUCCCAAGAUGGUGACGCGAAGUACCUGGCGGCAUUGUGCUCCACCGAUCCUCGCCACGACAAGAUUCGCAUCGAACAGACCAACGGUGGCUUGUUGAAGGACUCGUACCGCUGGGUCCUGCAGAAUCCCGACUAUCAGCGCUGGCGUGACCCAGCCGGGAGCUGGCCUCUCCUUUGGAUAAGGGGCGACGCUGGCAAGGGAAAGACAAUGUUGCUCUCAGGCAUCAUUGAUGAACUGCAAUCGUUCACGAGAUUUGCGGAUCCGACCAGUCAUACAUCGCUAUCCUAUUUCUUCUGUCAGGCAACCAACCCGGGCCUCAACAACGCUACGGCGGUUCUACGAGGCCUUGUCUAUCUCCUUGUGGAUCAACAAAGGUGCCUCCUCUCACAUGUACGCGACAAAACAUCCAUAGGACCUGAGCACUGGAACUCGGGAGUGGCCAUCAGAGAUAUUCUUUCCAAAAUCUUGGAAGAUCCAGCCCUUCGAAACACUAUCUUGGUCGUCGACGCUUUGGAUGAGUGUGUUACAGACCUAGAGUUUCUUCUCCAGGUUGUCAUUUCAACGUCGUCUCCAAAAGUCAGAUGGCUUGUUAGCAGCCGCAACAUCAGCGAGAUUGAACAACAUCUGGGCCAGGCUCAAACAAGAGUUGCAUUGUCUCUGGAGCUCAAUGCGGAAUCAGUGUCCCAGGCUGUCAACUCCUAUAUUCAGCAUCGAGUACACCAAUUGGGUGCUAGCAAAGGAUUUAGAAGCGACGACCUGAAGUUUGCAGAAGACCACUUGUCCCACAAUGCGCAUGGCACUUUUUUGUGGGUUGCGUUGGUUUGUCAACAACUUGAGAAGAGCGAACCUUGGGAGGUUAGGGCCUACCUCGAGCUCUUCCCCGUGGGCCUAAACCGGUUGUACGAAAGAAUGAUGGAUCUGAUCUGCUCUCCAGUCAGCUCGGGUCUCUACAUGAGGAUUCUUGCCAUCAUUUGCACCGUUUUCCGCCCAAUCACCUUGUCGGAGCUCAUGGCAAUCGAGGAUCUACCCGGAGAUGAAGAGAUGCUCCCUAAGAUGAUAAUGAAGUGCGGCUGUUUCCUGACCGUCAGAGACAAGGUCGUUUAUUUUGUUCACCAGUCAGCGAAGGACUUUUUACUCAAGCAACAGGGUGCACUUUUCCCCGCUGGUCUCCCCCGACAUCAUCUAGAUCUCUUUCACAAGUCUCUCAAAGGCCUUGAAAUCCUUAAAAUGGAUAUAUAUGACCUGGUCCACCCUUCUGUGUCAGUGGAAGAGGCUCUUCUUAACCGCCCCGAGCCUGAUCCUUUGUCUGGCCUGGCCUACUUCUGCCAGUUUUGGGCCCAUCACCUACGCGAUGCCCUCCUUGCCCCCGCUCAAGACGCAUCACACUGCAACGCAACCCAUCAGUUCAUUGCUCGCAAACUUUUGUUCUGGCUGGAGGCACUCAGCCUUUAUCGUAACUUGCCAGCAGCGAUGGUGGCUUUGCAAAUUCUCCAGAACCUGCCACUGAGCUCCGACACGGCGGCGCUUGUUGAGGAUUCUUGCCGGUUUUUUCUCUACUUCCGGCCGGUUAUUGAAGUGCAUCCCCUCCAAAUAUACAUGUCCGGUCUCCUCUUCAGCCCAGAGGAAAGCUUAAUACGUCGCCACUUUGAACAAUACAGCCCAAAGUAUGUGGUGGCAAAGCCCCAAGCGGGAAAGCAAUGGCGUCCAUAUUUGUGGGCUUUCGAGCUUGGACGCGACAGCUAUCUUCCUUCUUUGACAUUUUCCCCAAACGGCGGGUCCUUGUUCGUCUCGGCCCGUUUUGAGGACUCAGGGGGACUGAGGGAACUUUCGGUCAGCGAUGGCAAGAUGCAAAUGUGUUUGACCUGUCCUCACUUAAGGCGAAUGACACUGUCGCCAGACUUGAAGUGGUAUGCUGGCGUUGCCAUAACCGAAGACGGUAUGUACCUUCAGGUCUACCAUCUUACUUCAAACAGUCUCAAGUGGACUGCUAAACUUGACGACCGUCAAGUUAGGGGCCUCAAAUUUUCUCCCAACAGUCAGCAGUUGGCAGUCUUCUUCUGCAACGAAUUUGUCCUUUGGGAUGUUGAACAGCGCAGCUUUCAAAAGUGGACCUUUGACAUUUCUCUUGACUAUUCUGACUUUGUGGAGAUCGAAUUUUCCUCGGACGGCGUUCUGGUGACAUUUUUUGAAGCUUUUUCGGACGCCGUUGCCGAUAUUCUUGUUCUUCAGAUCAACAUCCUCACGGGGAUCCAGUGCUCAAUCUCUCCUACAUGGGGAAUGACUUUUACUCCGAAGGGCACUUUUCUUGCGGGCUUUCCCCCCAACUCCCACCGACUCAUGAUGUGCACCAGGGACGAGAUAUGGGUUUCGGAUAUUGCCAAAAGAAAGGGGAAAAAAGAGUUUCUCAUUCGCCAUUUCCUUGAUGACGACUGCUACUAUAUGGGAGGGAGGAACGGAAGGUAUUACGACAAGUUGAGCUAUCAUCAAAUCUUCCUCCUCUCUCGAUAG
This is a messenger RNA of Fusarium keratoplasticum, 2580 nucleotides long. RefSeq names its product NACHT domain-containing protein. The record is from RefSeq and is a predicted model, not a curated record. Gene Ontology annotation, molecular function: protein binding. The coding region runs from base 1 to 2580 and encodes 859 amino acids. The transcript is spliced from 3 exons. NCBI's taxonomy places the organism in Eukaryota, Fungi, Ascomycota, Sordariomycetes, Hypocreales, Nectriaceae.